CAGGCGCGCUCGGCCGAGCGGCGGCGGCGGCGGCGGCGAGGAGGAAAGAUGGCGGCGGGCUCGGAUCUGCUGGACGAGGUUUUCUUCAACAGCGAGGUGGACGAGAAAGUGGUGAGCGAUCUGGUGGGCUCGCUCGAGUCGCAGCUGGCGGCCAGCGCGGCCCACCACCACCACCUCGCGCCGCGCACGCCCGAGCUGCGGGCCGCGGCCGCCGGCGCGCUCGGGAACCAUGUUGUGAGCGGCAGCCCGGCCGGAGCCGCGGGCGCAGGGCCGGCCGCCUCCGCCGAGGGCGCGCCCGCAGCGGCGCCGGAGCCGCCCCCCGCAGGGCCCGCGCCGGCGCCCGCCAAGCUGAGGCCGCCGCCCGAGGCCAGCGCGGGGCCCUGCCCGGCCGCCGCCGCCACCGCCGCCGCCGCCGCCGUGGGGCCCGAUCCCGCCGCCGCCGUCGCCGCCGCCGCCCCGCCCGCCGGCCCCGGCGCCUCCAAGCCCGGCCCGCCUGGCCCGCCCGGCCCCGGCGCCGCGCAAACUUUGAAUGGGAGCGCCGCGCCGCCCACCGCGCCGCACGCCGCACCUGCUGUCAGCCCGGUCAACAACGGGCCCGCGCCGCCGCCCGCCGCCGGCUCUGUCAUCCAGGCGGCCCCCGCGCCCGCGCCCGCCGCGCCCUCGCCUCCCGCCGCGCCCGCGCCCGCCGCGCCCCCGCCGCCCGCGCCCCCAGCGCCCGCCGCGCCAGCCCGGCCGCCCGGGCACCCCGCCGCGCCCGCGCCCCCCGUGUCACCCGCCGCCGCCGCCGCCGCGCAGAACGGGGCCGCUCCUGCCCCCGCCGCGGCCUCCGGGGGCGCCGCGGGGCUGGGCCAGCCGGGCGCGGGCGCGCAGGGGGCCAAGGCCGAGGCGCCCAAGCCCGUGCCCGGGACCGGACCGGCGGCGGCGGCGGCGGCGGCGGGGGUCGCGGCCGGGGGCGCGGCGGGUGGCGUGCUGCUCGGGCCCGCCAUGCCGGGCGCGCUGCCGGGGCCUGCGCCCGGGACCCCCGCGGGGCUGGCAAAGGGCGCGGCCGCGGCGACCCCCAGUCUGCCUCGGACGCCGGCGGCCACCACUGGCGCUAUUCGGGCCACGCUGACGCCCACCGUACUGGCCCCGCGCCUGCCGCAGCCGCCGCAGAACCCGACCAACAUCCAGAACUUCCAGCUGCCCCCAGGAAUGGUCCUCGUGCGGAGUGAGAAUGGGCAGUUGUUAAUGAUCCCUCAGCAGGCCCUGGCCCAGAUGCAGGCCCAUGCCCAGGCCCAACCUCAGAGCACCAUGGCACCCCGUCCUGCAACCCCCACAGGUGCUCCACCUGUCCAGAUCUCCGCCGUGCAGGCUCCAGGAACACCUAUUAUUGCACGGCAGGUGACCCCAACUACCAUAAUUAAGCAAGUGUCUCAGGCCCAGACGACGGUACAGCCCACUACAACCCUACAGCGAUCUCCUGGAGUACAGCCUCAGCUGGUUCUGGGUGGUUCUGCACAGACAGCCUCGCUUGGAACGGCCACAGCUGUUCAGACAGGGACACCUCAACGAACAGUCCCUGGGGCCAGCACCGCCUCCACAGCUGCCACGGAAACUAUGGAAAAUGUGAAGAAAUGUAAAAGUUUUCUAUCAACAUUAAUAAAACUGGCUUCUUCUGGUAAACAGUCCACGGAGACGGCGGCAAAUGUGAAAGAAUUAGUACAAAACUUGCUGGAUGGGAAAAUCGAAGCAGAAGAUUUCACUAGCAGGUUAUAUCGAGAACUGAACUCUUCACCUCAACCUUACCUUGUGCCUUUCCUGAAGAGGAGCUUACCUGCCUUGAGACAGCUGACCCCAGACUCUGCGGCCUUCAUCCAGCAGAGCCAGCAGCAGCAACCACCUGCCUCACAGGCCACGACUGCACUCACGGCUGUGGUGCUGAGCAGCUCGGUGCAGCGCACAGCUGGGAAAACGGCUGCCUCGGUGACCAGCGCCCUCCAGCCCCCAGUCAUCAGCCUCACGCAGCCCACACAGGUUGGCGUUGGCAAGCAGGCACCGCCCACACCACUGGUGAUCCAGCAGCCCCCGAAGCCUGGAGCCUUGAUCCGGCCCCCGCAGGUGACCUUGACGCAGACACCCAUGGUCGCAUUGCGGCAGCCUCACAACCGGAUCAUGCUCACCACACCACAGCAGAUCCAACUGAACCAGCUGCAGCCAGUCCCUGUGGUGAAACCCACCGUGUUACCUGGAACCAAAGCCCUUUCUACUGUUUCUGCACAAGCAGCUGCUGCACAGAAGAACAAGCUCAAGGAGCCAGGGGGAGGCUCCUUUCGGGAUGACGAUGACAUCAAUGAUGUUGCAUCAAUGGCUGGGGUGAACCUGUCUGAAGAAAGUGCAAGAAUAUUGGCCACAAACUCUGAGUUGGUGGGGACACUGACUCGGUCCUGUAAAGACGACACCUUCCUCCUCCCCGCACCUUUGCAGAGGAGGAUACUGGAAAUAGGUAAAAAGCACGGCAUCACGGAACUCCAUCCAGAUGUAGUGAGUUAUGUGUCUCAUGCCACACAGCAAAGGCUGCAGAAUCUUGUAGAAAAAAUAUCUGAAACAGCUCAGCAGAAAAACUUCUCUUAUAAGGAUGAUGACAGAUACGAGCAAGCAAGUGAUGUUCGGGCUCAGCUCAAAUUUUUUGAACAGCUUGAUCAGAUUGAAAAGCAGAGGAAAGAUGAGCAGGAGAGGGAGAUCUUGAUGCGGGCAGCAAAGUCUCGAUCCAGACAGGAAGACCCAGAGCAGUUAAGGUUGAAGCAGAAAGCAAAAGAGAUGCAGCAACAGGAGCUGGCACAGAUGCGACAGCGAGAUGCCAACCUCACUGCGUUAGCAGCGAUCGGGCCCCGGAAGAAGAGGAAAGUGGACUGUGCCGGGCCUGGAUCGGGAGUAGAGCACUUCUUAACUAUUGUACCUGAUAUGAGUGCUUCCCCUCAUCCCAGCCUUGGUGUUGGCUGUUGCUCCUGAAAGCAGAGGCAUGAAAUACAGCUUGGACACUGGCCACUGACACAUUCUGCUGCCCAGGCAGGGUCUCUGUGGGCCUGGGCACCACACCGUCAUCGCCCGAGUUUCUCUCUUGGGUCUAUAGUCAGGGCGAUUUGGAUCAGGUAUAGCAAGUACAACAAGAGUGGAACUCACAUCCGGAAAUGAGACAUUUUGGAUUUCAACUUGCAACCGGAUUUUAGGACCUGUGGACUCUACCAAUCUCAGCAGCCUCUCCUUUUGCUACUCCUGUUACAGAUACUUCUUCUUACUGGCUUUCUUCCCAGAAACUGGCCUGUAGCUCUGUCCAGAUCACCAAGACCCCCUUUGAAGGAAAUUUAUGGGCCUGCUUGCCCGACUGCAACCUGAGGUGGCUUUGGGGAGAUGGAUUGUUUUCCUUAUUCUUACCAACUGCUCAUGUUUGCUGUGGCCUGUAAGAGGCUCCACUAAUGUCAUGAUGAAACGCUGCUUGGGGGCUGUUACUGGCACCAAAAUCCAAGGAGAUUGUCCACCCAAAAGGAUAUGGAUACCAGGAUGAUGGUGGCGGCUGGGACCAAAGAUGGACAGUGGUGUGGCUUCCCAGUUCCUGAGGAAAAAACUCCAGUAUCUUCAGUUGACUGACAUGUGCAUGAAGACCAGGUCAUAUAGGCAUGCUUUCACCUAGCCUGCCUGCUUCCUGAGACUGCCACCUAGUGCUUGGGCCUCUGUGGCCACAUGAGUGGAAUGUGAUACUUGAGUUUCUUUAGCUUCGCAGUGGAGGCGCAGUGAGGCUGCCACUGCAGCACGUAUUCUUGGAUGUGCAGGAGCAGUUCAGCCAGAAAGACGCCCGCCUGGUUCUCUGCUGUGAAGAAGAGAAAAGCUGCCCACUGGGAUCUUAUGGUUUGAGCCCAGCAGGGGUCAGACGGAGGCAGUGAUAUAACAAACUGCUGGACACCACUGCCUAGUGGCUGAAAGUCAGCCCUAGUGCACCCACAUGUCUGAGCAGGAAGGAACUGGGGUCGGCUCACUGGAUAGUUGGUGGCCCAGGGGCUAGGUGUCUGCAAAGGGACCCCUUCCCUGGCUGUGGAUCACCAACGUGACCGCUGAGCAGUUGGCCUCUCCAGCUGACCAUCAGCCCGCCCAGCCCAAGAAUCCAGGCCUAGUGCCUCUGUCAGCCAAGCAGGGAUGGCACAGUCCCAGGUGUGGCAUCAAGUGUGAGCUUUGGUCCCCUCACCUGAGCCUCUGGGCAUUGCUAUGGUGAUACAGAAACUGGGGUCUGUGUUCCUCAGAGCCUCUGGGAGGGAGCCCCUGCUCCUGCCUUUCCUCCCCCCAGGAUUCACUCUGGGGGCGUUGGAGGGUGGCAUCCUGAGUAUGUGGUAGAGCCGGGAAUGGGGGCCUCUGCCCUAGUUAGGGCUUUCCUAGCAGCUCAGCUCCAGCCCAAGGACCGCGGAAGGGGCUGUGCUGUGCCUGUUUUCUUCAGAACAGGGACCUAGAUAUUUAGGGGAUUCUUGAGUCUCACCCUCCCUCCUAACUGUUCCACAGCCACUAAUGCAUCUGUCUUCUUCUUUCUUGUCACCAGGGCUCAGGCCCAGGCGCAGCGGUCCCAGGCAGCUCCGGUGUGGGAACCCCCAGACAGUUCACACGGCAAAGAAUCACGCGGGUCAACCUCAGGGACCUCAUAUUUUGUUUAGAAAACGAGCGUGAGACAAGCCAU
Molecule: messenger RNA, 4696 nt
Organism: Alexandromys fortis (reed vole)
Lineage: Eukaryota; Metazoa; Chordata; Mammalia; Rodentia; Cricetidae
Gene: Taf4
Product: TATA-box binding protein associated factor 4
Exons: 16
Coding region: 49-2988 (979 amino acids)
Biological process (GO): DNA-templated transcription; transcription initiation at RNA polymerase II promoter
Cellular component (GO): transcription factor TFIID complex
Molecular function (GO): RNA polymerase II general transcription initiation factor activity; protein heterodimerization activity; DNA binding
Source: RefSeq, a predicted model, not a curated record